Messenger RNA from Cladophialophora bantiana CBS 173.52, 393 nucleotides. RefSeq lists its product as uncharacterized. Lineage: Eukaryota; Fungi; Ascomycota; Eurotiomycetes; Chaetothyriales; Herpotrichiellaceae. The transcript has a single exon. Bases 1 to 393 code for a protein of 130 amino acids. The record is from RefSeq and is a predicted model, not a curated record.
AUGGAGUCGGUCAACCCUGUUCAUUACGACAGUCCGAACAUCUUCCUCGUCUUAUGGUGCAUCGCAAAGCGUUGUACACCAAAGAAGGCAGACAACCACACCAGCGGAGAAAAAACCAUGUACCACCUCGUCCCAAAGAACGGCAAUGACCGUUACAGACUGUCCCCUUCUGGCAAGAUGAUAGUUGAGGUUCGUUUCCGGCCGGGCGGCUGGGCUUGGUACUUGCAUCGACGGAGCGGCAUCGAUGGAACAAUAAUCAAGCUGAAAGCGCUCGUCAUCGGGGCCGAGGUCCUUCACACGAAGAGAGUCUACCAUGUCAGCGUUGUGCACCUCGAUUGCGACAGAAUCCUGGUCUCCCAUGAGCGGUUGGAAGAGGUGGUUCAGUGGCAUUGA